AUGUCGGGCUGGGGCUGGGGCUCGGGCUCGGCGGCGGCCUGGGCCUUUCCCGCUGGGGGCUGCGGGCCUGUGUCGGCGGGGGAAGGGGCGGAGGAGCGGCGGGGCCUCGGCAGCGGCCGGGACUGGGCACCCGCCUCGGGGGGCUGCGGCUGGGCUCCGGCGGGCAGGGAGCGGGCAGCCGGCGGAGGCAGCGAGACGCGCACGUAUUUGCUCGCUAUUCGCCCAAUCUCGGCGGCGGCACCCGGUCGGGGGAAAGGGGUGGGGAGGAGGGACCGGCCGGGGGUGGCGGCUUCCCCGGGGGCCGGAGGGGAGGGGACCGGGAGGAGGGGAGGGGGGGGGGGGGAACGGGAGACCAGGAGUCAGGGCCCGGCGGCUGCGCCCGGCGCUUCCCCCUCCCCCGGCGAGGUGUCCCCGGCGCUGCGAAGUCGGGGAGGCGCCGCGGGGCCCCUCCUCUGCCCUCCCGCCCCCCCCAGCGCCCCGGCACAGCCGCUGGCCGACGCCCGGCUCGCUGCUCCCGGCCCGCGGGCCGCCCCCGUUGCCUGUGCCCCGGCGCGCUGGUGCCGCUCCGCCGCCGCCAGCGCUCUCUGUCUCAAAAUGGCGGCUGCGGCCGCCGCCGCCACCUGCGCGCAGCCCGGGCAGCGCCGCCGCGGCCGCCGAGGGUCCUCGCUGCCCGCCGGCCCGAGGCGCCGGGCCCCUCCCGGCCGCCGCGGGGGAGACCCGCUCCUCCCGCCGGCCCGGCGCGGAGGCCCGGGGCCGCGCCCUACGCCCGCGCCUUGCGGGAGCCCGGGCCCGCCCGCGUCUCCGCGGGGGAGCCUCUCGCCGCGCAGCCCGCCGCCGCCCAACGCACCCCCCCCCCCUCCCACCCCGCCGCCGCUACGCGCCCUCUCGCGGCCGAGGGCGGCGGCCCCCGCGGCGGGGCCCGGCCGGGGCCCUGGGGGCGGCGGGCUGCGGGCCGCCCCCGGGCAGCUCAGGCCCCCGCGGAGGCUCGGUGGAGGCGCCGGGUUCCGUCUGGGCCCCGGGGGCUUCCGUGCCCGCUGCGGGCACGUCUCGCCCCUUGCGCGCAGGCCCGCGUGUGUGUGGCCGGGUGCGGGGCUCGUGGCGGGCUCGGGGCCUGGCAGGCCCUUCCCGGCGCUGCGCUCCGGCCUUGGAGCCGGGGCGCGGCCAGGCGGGAGGCGGUUGCUUGCGGUGGCCGUGGCUGAGGUGGGUCCUGCUCGGGGCUCGGCCCGUCCCCUGGCGGGGCACCCCGCUGCCCUACGUCCCUGGGCUGCCGCGCUUGUAGGGCAUGAGCUGGCAGAUGCAGGACGUCUUUGCGUGAUGUGUGGAAAGAGAGAAAUCUUCUGUAAACAAGAUUGUUCCUCGCCUGGAUGCCGCUAUUCUUCGUGA
Aquila chrysaetos chrysaetos is the source of this 1383-nucleotide messenger RNA. Its product is annotated as collagen alpha-2(I) chain-like. The transcript is spliced from 2 exons. The record is from RefSeq and is a predicted model, not a curated record. Bases 1 to 1383 code for a protein of 460 amino acids. NCBI's taxonomy places the organism in Eukaryota, Metazoa, Chordata, Aves, Accipitriformes, Accipitridae.